UUUUUUAAAAUAGGAAAUAUUCAAGAGACGUUUUCGUCCACGAGUUUACUCUGCUGCUAAAUUGUAAAUAAUCUGGCAUCCAUUCUGACUGGUUGAUGUUGGAUGGAAUGUUGAGCUGUUUUAUUAAAAUAUUUCAGGUUUUUUAAGAGGUUCUUGGACGUUCCCCGGAUUCCAGACUGUUUCGAUUUUUAUAGAUCAGUACAUCGUUGUUAAUAAAAAGUGUAGAAAACAAGGGAAUGCCAGACAAUAUUUUGCUAACUUAUCUAGUAUCCGUUUUCCACACACCGCGAGCUACCACCACACGGUUCCUGGAUGGACCUGGGCGAGCACAGCUGGUCCACAGUCAAGCGUGAAGUGUCCAGUAACCCGGGCUCGCCGACCGAGCAGAGCUGCGUUCACGGCGAGCGCAGGGACGAGUUAAGGACAUCACCUCUUGACGCAGUGGGGAGUCGGCGCGCAGACACGCGGCCGCUGCCCUCCUACGCCGCCUUCGGACACCCGUUGAGUUCGGACGACGUGCCGCUGUUCGCGGACCUGGACCAGGCCGCUAAGCUCGGCGUGCACAAAACCGGGAUUGUGGUGGACCCCGGCGACAUGUACUCGACGCUAGCCGCCUACGAGUCGCCGUCGGCAGCUUACAUGCACUCCAGUCCCAACUCCCCGGUGUACGUGCCGACCUCGCGGGUUGGGCCAAUGAUCCCGAGUCUGCCUUACCUGCAGCCGAGCGCGGCGGCGUCUCAACCGAGCCACGCGGUCAGCAGCCACGCCGCCUGGUCACAACCCGCGCCCGAGAGCCCGUCGUCCUACAGCACCGGUAGCCCACACGCCACCUCUACCCGCUUUCACUACUCACCAAGCCCGCCCGUGAACAACGGCACGGCAAGGGACUCGAGCUACCCGACCUCGCUGAACGCCAGCGGCAGGGAUCAGUACCUGUCGCGGCCCCUGAGCGGCUCCUACACCGGGCCGUACGCGCCCUACGUGGGAGCACAGCUGCCCCAGUUACCCACCGCGUGGCCCGCGGGACCCUUCGAUAACUCCAUGCUGCAUUCAUUACAGAGCCGAGCAGCGCCGCUCUCCAUCAGACCCGGACCUGCAGACUUCCUCGAGGACGCGAUGGAGAGUCGGGAGUGCGUGAACUGCGGCUCCAUCUCCACCCCGCUGUGGAGGCGCGACGGCACCGGUCACUUUCUCUGCAACGCCUGCGGCCUGUACAGCAAAAUGAACGGCCUGAGCCGACCAUUAAUUAAGCCGCAGAAGCGCAUGUCGUCUUCCAGAAGAGUCGGCCUUUCCUGUGCAAACUGCCAGACCAGCACGACGACCCUGUGGCGCAGAAACGCAGAGGGAGAACCAGUGUGCAACGCAUGCGGACUCUACACCAAAUUACACGGGGUACCACGACCCCUGGCUAUGAAGAAGGAAGGAAUUCAGACGAGAAAAAGAAAACCGAAAAACUUGAACAAAACCAAGGGAUCGUCUGGAAGCAGCUCUGUUCCCGUGACUCCAACAUCAUCAUCAUCAUCUUCUGCCUCAGAAGAGAACUCGAAGAACAGUCCUCCUUCUGCACAUGUGGCCGUGACCUCGGUGAACUCCUCCGCCAUGGUGGGUCAUAUAGAAGCUCCAGGCACCACGGGCUCCAUAGUGAAGUACCCUGGUCAGGAGGGUCUGUACACUAACGUGGGAUUAAUGUCCACCGGGGACGUGGCGGCGUCUGUACGAGGUGACACGUGGUGUCCAAUGGCUCUGGCCUGACACUGACCUGUAGGGGAUUAAAACAGAUCCUCAUCGCUCUACUCCACCUCCACCUCCACCUCCACAUCAUCCCUGGCAUUCGUUUGUAAAAUGGCUGCUUUCUUCACGGGUCUGGAGUCGUCCUGAGAGAGAGAGAGAGAGAAAACAACAACAACAACAAAAACAAAUCAGCUUGUUCCGUGCUCGCGACUUUUCUUCAGCUUUGGAGAGCUUGUGCAAAAAAAACAACAAAAAAAAACAAACAA
This is a messenger RNA of Hemibagrus wyckioides, 1997 nucleotides long. RefSeq names its product GATA binding protein 6 (gene gata6). Gene Ontology annotation, molecular function: RNA polymerase II cis-regulatory region sequence-specific DNA binding; zinc ion binding; DNA-binding transcription factor activity, RNA polymerase II-specific. The transcript is spliced from 7 exons. Lineage: Eukaryota; Metazoa; Chordata; Actinopteri; Siluriformes; Bagridae. Gene Ontology annotation, cellular component: nucleus. The record is from RefSeq and is a predicted model, not a curated record. Gene Ontology annotation, biological process: negative regulation of transcription by RNA polymerase II; positive regulation of transcription by RNA polymerase II; epithelial cell differentiation. Bases 313 to 1752 code for a protein of 479 amino acids.